Messenger RNA from Parnassius apollo (apollo), 216 nucleotides. The record is from the annotation of a GenBank genome assembly. Lineage: Eukaryota; Metazoa; Arthropoda; Insecta; Lepidoptera; Papilionidae.
AUGCAGAGGAGCGGUGAACACGAGUGCGAGUUGUGCCAUAUGCGAUACAGCUGUGUACGGCUGCUGCGUGCGCAUGUUAAUGCGGCGCACGCGCGUCGGUACGCAUGCAGGCGUUGCCCGUAUCUAUCGCAAACCAGGUGCAAGGCGAGAGAGCACGAGAUGUGGCACAAUGGUCAUACAUACCCUUGUCAAAUUUGUGGAGUGAUUUUUGAGUAA